AAAAACAAAAAGCUCUUCUUGCCCUUUUUCUUCUUCGUUUUGCUUGAAUUCGUGAUGGCUUGGCUGUUCAAGAAGAUCUACAGGUAUAAUAUCUACUAUUCUUGUUCCCAAAAUCACAUCUUCACAUGUUCCAUUUGCUUCUCAACUUCCACAACCCGGAGAGAAACCCUAAAAUCUGGCCCUGUUGUGGAAUAUCUGAUGACCUCGCUUGGAUUGUCCUCGGAGAAAGCAGCCAUUGCCUCCAAGCAUCUCUCCCCUCUCAGAUUCCCUGCAAACCCUGAAUCCGUGUUGAAUUUCUUGAGAAGUUAUGGUUUUGAUGAAUCUCAGAUCAAAAAAACUUGUCUCUUGGCAUCCAAAGUGGCUUUUGUUUCUCUGGAUCCAAUCUCAGGCAAUUGGUUCUUUUUAAUCCAAUUAUCCCUCACCAGAGUCUCGAAAAGCAGUUUGCGGCCGAGGAUAUUGUUCUGGAGAGACUUACUUGGCUCGGUUGAGAAUGCAAUGAAACUAUUCAAGGCAAAACCAUGGCUUCUUAGUUAUAGUUUGGAGCGGAGGGUGCUACCGAACUUUUGGUUGUUGCGAGAAUUUGGCAUUCCUGAUAAUAGGAUCACUUUGAUUGUGCAGAGACAGCCGAGACUCAUCUUACUAAAGCCUGAUGAUUUGAAGGCACUAGCUAGGAAGGUUGAGGAAAUGGGGGUCCCUCAUGAAUCAAACAUGUUUGUUUGGGCUCUUAGCAUUCUUCAGAAAAUCAACAAGACCAGGUUUCAUGCCAAACUGGAGUUUAUGAAGAGUUUGGGAUGGUCGGAGGUGGAUUUUCUAUCCGCGUUUCAGAAAAAUCCAAUAUUCUUGACGGUUUCUGAAAUGAUGAUGAAGAGAAAGAUUGAUUUCUUAGUGAAUGAAGCUGGUUGCAAGCUAUCUGAACUUGUUCGUGAUCCAAGACUUCUCGUGUUUAGCUUGGAUAAAAGGCUGUUUCCUCGGCACCAUGUCAUGCAAGUUUUGAAAUAAAAAAAAUUGCAUAGCGGGAAUUGUAGCCUGGGAUAUAUUAUGAGUAAGUCGGAAGAGAUGUUUGUGAAGAAUUAUCUUAUCUGUCACAAGGAAAAGGUUCCCAAAUUGCUUGAUUGGUAUAUUUCCAAAAGCAAAGGAGAGCACAUUUGAAUCCUGGAUUGAAGCACAAAGAGAAAUGAGUUUGAAAGUAAGGUAUUUUUAGUUUCCAUACUUGAGUACUUGAUUGAACCAUGCUCUUGAAUUUGUGUGGAUGAUGGCUAGUGCAACAUUCACCCAAGCACUUGACUAUAUCCAUGUGAAAUUUUUCAGCUUUUGAAUUUGUUGGUUAUGAAACUCAAAAUGUGUCCGAGUUGAAAGUUUUAAAGCCAAGAUAGAUGUGCCCUUGGUGUUGCAAAUUAUGGAGCAAAUUCUUGUCAAUUAUGGAUGUGGUCACUCGAGAUCUUAGUAUGUUAGAGAAUGGAUACUUUGUAGUUUUACAACUUAGUGGGGGCUUUGCUUUUAUUGUUUGUUAUAAGUAGGUAUUAAUUGUUAAGAGGUUGUCAUCUUCAUAGAAUUUUCAUUGGCUCUUAUUUUGCUCAUUUUACAAUUAGAGUGAAAAAAAUA
This is a messenger RNA of Dioscorea cayenensis subsp. rotundata (Guinea yam), 1602 nucleotides long. Its product is annotated as transcription termination factor MTEF1, chloroplastic-like. Bases 55 to 999 code for a protein of 314 amino acids. Lineage: Eukaryota; Viridiplantae; Streptophyta; Magnoliopsida; Dioscoreales; Dioscoreaceae. Gene Ontology annotation, cellular component: chloroplast. Gene Ontology annotation, biological process: regulation of DNA-templated transcription; chloroplast organization. The transcript is spliced from 2 exons. The record is from RefSeq and is a predicted model, not a curated record. Gene Ontology annotation, molecular function: double-stranded DNA binding.